AUGGCAGCCAUGGCAGAGUCGGCCGGCCUCGGACACGAGGUUCUCGAGGCCAAGGGCGGCGAGCCGGGGCGGAGCAGCCGGAGCAGUCGAAGCAGCCGGAGCAGCCGGAGCAGCCGGAGCAGCCGGAGCAGUCGCCACCGGGAUAAGGACGGCAGGCGGAGGCGGAGCGGGAAGAGCGAGGACAGCAGGUCGCGGAACAGUCGCAGGCGGCGGCGGAGCUCAUCGGCUGAGGCCUCGGGUACAGGCGAAGGUCGGGGAUCUGGGGUGGGAUCCGGGGCCGAGCCGCACUCGAGCUCGCGGGCGCGCUCCCGCCGCUCGCACACGCACAGAUCCCGCCGGCACAGAGUCCGCAGCUCGGGCAGCAGGCGGCGGCGGCGGCGGCGAGUUGGUAGCGGCUCGGCGUCUGCCGAGGUGAGCAAGUCAGGAGGCGGGCGGUCUCGAUCGCGGUCAAGGGAGCGCGACGCCGAUCGGGUUGAUCAGGUGAGCGAGGCCGAGGCCCGCGAGGCGCUGCGGGCGCACUGGGGUGGCGGCGGACCGCUUCCGUCCCAGAACGAGGUACGCCCGGGUGGCAACGGCGGAGAGGGCGACAAGGCCGCUGCGGUCAAGCCCAAUCUGGCCACGUCCGGCCUGCUGGCGGCCGAGAGCAACACGGUCAACGGCGUGGUGCUAAAGUACGUCGAGCCGGACGAUGCGGCUGUGCCCAAGAAAAAGUGGGUGCUCUUUGUCUUUGACGACGACGGCGACAAUGAUGGCGCUACCGCGCCGCUCUACGUCUGCUCGCAGUCGCACUUUCUGGUCGGCUCGGAUCCGCGGGUCGCGCACGUUGUCGUCGGCCACCAGACCGUCGCGCCACAGCACGCGGUCCUCCAGCACCGCCGAGUGAGGGUGACCAAGGCCGGUGACGCGCCGGAUGUCAUCCGCACCACCGUCAAACCGUACAUCAUUGACCUCAACUCGGCCGGCGGCACGUUUGUCAAUGGCGACCGCGUCCCGCCGGCCAAGUACUACGAGCUCCGCGCCAAGGACGUCAUCACGCUUGGGACCGCACCCACCGAGUACGUCCUCGUCAACUCUAAGGCCGCCAAGGGCUAGCGCCAGACCCAACUAGGACCCGAGUAAGAUCCGGCCAGUGAAGAUGAAAAUGGGUG
This is a messenger RNA of Thecamonas trahens ATCC 50062, 1148 nucleotides long. RefSeq names its product KH domain-containing protein. NCBI's taxonomy places the organism in Eukaryota, Apusomonadida, Apusomonadidae. Bases 1 to 1092 code for a protein of 363 amino acids. The record is from RefSeq and is a predicted model, not a curated record. Gene Ontology annotation, cellular component: nucleus. Gene Ontology annotation, biological process: mRNA splicing, via spliceosome; maintenance of RNA location. The transcript has a single exon. Gene Ontology annotation, molecular function: mRNA binding; protein binding.